This is a messenger RNA of Tripterygium wilfordii, 2153 nucleotides long. Its product is annotated as aspartic proteinase A2-like. The coding region runs from base 452 to 1924 and encodes 490 amino acids. Gene Ontology annotation, molecular function: aspartic-type endopeptidase activity. Gene Ontology annotation, biological process: lipid metabolic process; proteolysis. The transcript has 14 exons. The record is from RefSeq and is a predicted model, not a curated record. Lineage: Eukaryota; Viridiplantae; Streptophyta; Magnoliopsida; Celastrales; Celastraceae.
AAAUACAGAGCUUGAUGUCCAAUUUGUGCAAUCUCAGAAUUCACCAAAAUUGCCAAUCGGGACUCGCGAUUGGAAAAUUGCCGCGUACCCCCGUCCUCUCUUAAAUUGUCGGACAACCAUGGCUGUAUUCUCAUUUUCUGUAAGCCACAGACAAACGCAUAUCUUGCAGGGAAACUGCGUGGUGAUUUCGUAAAGAGAUCGGACCUGCAAAUUUGUCCCUAAUAUUGCAGGAUAUCCGCGAUAUAAAGUACAUCCUCGAAGAUGGUCUUCUCUCGAAAGGAGUUCAUGGUUCGGCACUAUGCUAUUCACCGUGUGAGUACCACCUUCCCAACUGACGUGAAAAGUUACAAAAAAUAAGUCAUGUAUAUAUGGACUUUCCUACAAGCACUACUCGUCACAAUUGCUAAAACUACUUCUAUUGACAUGGAUUUGGUCGGCCUUCUUGAUUUUUAUGGUUUCCGCUGAGGGACUGGUGAGGAUUGGCCUAAAGAAGCGACCAUUAGAUCUAAACACUAUAAAUGCUGCCAGAAUAAUCUCCCAAGCAGAUGUUUUAUUUCCCAACUUUCCUGCAAAUGAUGAAACUGAAAGUCAUUUGAAAAAUGCGAAGGCAGACGUAAUAUAUCUAAAGAACUAUCUCGAUGUCCAAUAUUAUGGAGAGAUUGGAAUUGGUUCGCCCCCGCAAAGCUUUGCAGUCGUCUUUGACACCGGAAGCUCCAAUCUUUGGGUCCCAUCAUCAAAAUGCCUUUUAUCUAUUCCUUGCUAUUUCCAUUCCAAGUUCAGGGCAAGGCUGUCCAGUACUUAUACCAAAAUUGGAAUACCUUGCAAAAUCCAUUAUGGUUCUGGAUCCAUUUCUGGCUUCUUCAGCCAAGACAACGUGAAAGUUGGGGAUGACAUCAUUAAAGACCAAGACUUUUCCGAGAUAACAAGAGAAGGACUAUUACCUUUCAUAGCUGCACAGUUUGAUGGGAUACUAGGACUUGGGUUCCAGGAUAUUUCUGUUGGACAAGCAACACCUGUCUGGUAUAAUAUGGUGCAGCAAGGUCAAGUAAGCAAGCAAAUUUUCUCUUUCUGGUUUAAUCGAAAUCCAGCAUCAGAAGUGGGAGGUGAGGUUGUCUUUGGAGGUCUUGAUUGGAGGCACUUCAAGGGAGAUCAUGUUUUUGCUCCAAUCACUCGAAAGGGUUAUUGGCAGAUUGAUGUGGGAGAUAUUUUUAUCGCAAACAAUUCAACAGGAUUGUGUGAGGAUGGAUGUGCUGCGAUUUUGGACUCAGGGACGUCCUUACUUGCCGGUCCAACAACUAUUGUUGCUCAAAUCAAUCACGCCAUAGGAGCAACAGGAGUUGUGAGCUUGGGAUGCAAAAAUGUAGUUUCCAAGUAUGGGAAUUUGAUAUGGGAAUUCUUGGUAUCUGGGUUACGACCUGAAACUGUUUGUGCUGACAUUGGACUAUGCUUCUACAAUGGCUCUUCCUCUGUGAGCUCUGGAAUUGAUACCGUGAUUGAAAAUAAAACUCGGGAAAACUUGCCAGAUGAUGAGAGUGCCUUUUGCACUUUCUGUGAGAUGAUUGUCUUUUGGAUUCAAGUAGAGCUUAAAAAGCAGAAAGCAAAACAAAGGAUUUUCAAAUACGUGAACGAGCUUUGUGAGAGGCUUCCAAAUCCUGUGGGGAAAUCAUUUGUCAACUGCGAUGACAUCGUGACCAUGCCAUAUAUCUCAUUCACCAUCGGAAACAAGUCCUUUCCUCUCUCUCCUAAACAGUAUAUUCUCAAAGUUAAGAAAAGUUCUUGGACCGUCUGCAUCAGUGGGUUCACACCUUUGAAUGUGCCACCUCCGCAGGGUCCACUCUGGGUACUUGGAGAAAUAUUUUUGGGAGCGUAUCACACUGUUUUCGACUUUGGUAAUCUCAGAAUUGGAUUUGCUGAGGCUGCAUAAACCUGACCGAAGUCUCUCUUUGGCCCAGGGAAUAUUUGAUUCUAAUAAUCAGCUAGCGAACAUUUCAGAAGAUUUGUAAAGAAUGAAAAGUGCUUAAACGCAUUAGGGUAUCGAGCCAAACUGAUAAACAAGAAGUAACUUGUAUUGAUGAUAAAGUUGCAUGAUCAAUCUUGUUUAUUUUGAUACAAACAAUUGACAGAAGAUGGAUAAAAUUUGAAGUGUUCCAUGA